AAACUGGCAAUGGCGUCGUGUCGGGGAGCGACAUGGCUGGUCCUAGCGGCGAUGAUGUUGACAGCAGAAGUUGCGAGCGCCUUCAGAUGUCCAUCACUUGCGCUGGGAAGAGCAGGAGCGAGGGGAGGAGCACGGGCUUGUUCUUCGUGGAGAGCAGACUUCAAAGUGUUCUUUGAUGUUGUAGUGGACGAGAAACCAGCUGGGCGCAUGACUUUCAAGGUGUCGCAAGACUUCUUGCCCAAGACAACUGAGAACUUCCGAGCACUUAUGAGUGGAGAAAAGAGGAUCAUCGACCCUCUGCUUUCCUAUCAGAACUGCCAGUUUGAGUAUGGCCCGCAGUAUGUGGAAGGGACGGGCAACUACAAGGUCCGCUCAACGACAGGGGAGGAGGAAGAAAGGAGCAUGACGGGAAGUGCAGUGGUCGCAUGUCUGCAAAGGAAGGGAAAGAACGUCUUCGGGAAGGAGAAGAUCGCCGAGCCCCAGGACCUCGUCACCUGCCGUCACAAAUGCCCUGGCCCUGGCGGGGGAUACUAUUAUGGCAUGGAAGUAGAUCUUGUCAACGCUGAUGCACCUGAUGAGGAAGACGAUGCUGGGCGCAAUCUCAUCUCAACACAACUGCAGAAGCCUCUCGGUCUCAUCCUUGAGGAGGAGCCGAGCGGUCAAGGAGUGUUCGUCGCUGAGGUUUCUCCCGGCAGCAAUGCGGAGAGGAGCGGAAACAUCUUGCCGGGGGACUCGGUUGUGAGGGUCGGGGAGGAGGACUGCUCAGCUGCGACUCUUGAAGACGUGCUCAACCUCAUCGGCAAUGCCAAAAGUUUCGUUUCCGUCACAUUCUGCCGGUCUGAACCGUCGAUGGCGAGUGACGUGACAGUCUUGACCAUCCCUGUUGGAGGCCCUGGUCAUGGCAUGUCAAGAUUCGACAUCAUCCGCGUGAGCGACUCCCCGUCCUCCUGGAAGCAGCGCUUGCUGCUGAAUCAAGCGGUCAUUGGGAGGAUGGAGGAAACGACUCAUGUCUUCUGUCAACUGAGACUGACAUGUCGUCAUCAGAGCGGCAGGAAAACUCUCCAGCUGAUGGCAAGGGCUAGGAAGGCGCCAAGGAUAGUUGACUGCGGGGUCUUGUGAAAAUGCAGGGGGAGCUUCACAUGGCAACGGAUUUUCUCUCUAAGGUUGAGAAUUACAAGAGCCGGCGGCUUCUAUACCGAC
This is a messenger RNA of Guillardia theta CCMP2712, 1200 nucleotides long. RefSeq lists its product as hypothetical. Bases 10 to 1119 code for a protein of 369 amino acids. Gene Ontology annotation, biological process: protein peptidyl-prolyl isomerization. The record is from RefSeq and is a predicted model, not a curated record. Lineage: Eukaryota; Cryptophyceae; Pyrenomonadales; Geminigeraceae. Gene Ontology annotation, molecular function: protein binding; peptidyl-prolyl cis-trans isomerase activity. The transcript has 12 exons.